UUGUUAGUAUUGUCGGGAUUAAUCUACCAGUAUAACGAGGGUUACUUUAUCACAGUUUACUCCUUAAAUAGCGGUUUUACGUGUAAUGUUACGAUUUUAGCCUUUUUAUUUUGAGAAAUUGGGGUGGCCUCCUUUCCUUAUACGUCUUUUCCUAAAGUGCCGCCAUUAAAGCCCUCCUUAAACCUUUUCUUCUUUCAUUCAAAACAACACACUUUCUCUCUUCAACUCACAACUUCACCGCCGCAAAACCCGCCUUUCACCGCCGUCUCCCACCCACCUUCUCUCUUCGCACCGCCUCUUUGUCAACAGUCAAAGAUUAAUUGAUGGGUUCGUCUAAUAUUAAAGACAUUUUGACUUGUUUUAGCCCUUCUCUUGAUUUCUUUGCUGUUACUUCUGGUGAUGGCCGUAUUAAGAUUUGGGAUACAUUGAAAGGGCAGCUUCAGACUGAAUUUUCUGAUAUCGUAUCGUCCGAGGAGACGAAUUUGCUUACAAAGCCGGAGAAUAGAGGACACCUUUCCAUUGAUUACACUUGUAUGAAGUGGGUGACCUUUGAAAAGAAGAAGAAAAGGAAGCUAGAUACUUCAUUUUUAGUGUUGGGUACUGGCAGUGGUGAUGUACUGGCAUUGGAUGUUUCCGCCGGUCAAUUGAAGUGGAAAAUCAAUGAUUGUCAUCCUGGAGGAGUUACUGCUAUCGCAUUUGCUUCUCGGCGUUCUUGCUUGUACACUUCUGGAGCUGAUGGAAUGGUGUGCGAGCUUGAUCCAACUACUGGAAACUUGUUGAGAAAUUUUAAAGCUUCAACUAAGGCAGUGUCCAGUUUGAGUGUUUCACCAGAUGGGAAGACAAUAGUCACUGCAGCUUCUCAAAUGAAGAUAUUUGGUUCAGAUCAUAAAAAGAUUCAGAAGUUUACUGGUCAUCCUGGUGCUGUCCGUUGUAUGACCUUGAGUAAGGAUGGAAAAUAUGUCUUCUCUUCUGCUGUUGGGGAGAGAUAUGUUGCAGUCUGGCAAGUAGAUGGAAGCAAGAAGCAGUCUGCAAGUUGUGCUCUGGCAAUGGAACACCCUUCUGUUUACCUUGACUGUAGGUACGAUGAUGCAGAUGGAGCAGGUUUUUAUGUUUUGGCCAUUUCAGAGGUGGGUGUGUGCUACUUCUGGUGUGGAAAAGCUAUCGAGGAGUUACGGAAGGCAAAACCCGCGAGGAUUUCUUUUUCUGUUGAGGAUACCUAUGACAAAAACAAUAAAGGUGUUUCAGCUGCCAUAUAUGCUGCAAAUAUCCAAAGCACAGCCGACCCUACCGCAAUUUCAAUAUUUCUUGCUCAUGGUUUCUUGAUCAAGCCAUCGUUCGAGAAAAUUAUGGUUCAUCACGGGGAAGAUUUACAGUUAAAUACCACUAGAAAUGGGUUGCUUUUGCCAUUAAGCCAGUCUCGUAAAACUAAGAAACAGAUGGAUCUACAAACUGGAGCAACAACACUAGAUCGUGCCAAUGCCGAAGGAGCUCUGCUUCCUGUACCAAAGGUUCUUGAUCAUUACAGAAUAAAGCAAGAUCAAUCAUUCAAACUUGACAAUAGCCAAGCAGUAUCAACUGUCACUAAAGCCAAUUUUGAUGUUCCAGGAGUUGAUGCUACAGCUUGCCCUAUGGAGAAUAGACUUAAAACUCUGGGUAUAAUUAGUGAUUUGGAUGUUCCUACAGCCAAAUCAACAAGAGCUUCUAGCUUACUAAAGGAAAUCGAUAUUGGAACUACUGUACCUCCAAAGAAGAUGAGGGCAGCAAUCUUGUCCAUGCAACCUAGUGAUGCAUCCAAGAUAUUGAAUGUUUUUGUUGACAUGUGGCAGUCGAGGUCCUGCAGUGGAAAGUAUGUUCUUCCAUGGAUUUAUAAUACAUUGGUGCAUCAUGGUCAUCACAUUUUGUCUCAGGAACCGGAGAAUGCUACAAUUGCUUCUUUAUAUAAGAUUGCUAAAUCAAAAGGGUCAGCUACUCAGUCUUUGUUGCAGUUAUCUGGCCGUUUACAGCUUGUGACUGCACAGAUUGAUAAGGCUACGCAAUUGAAGACUCAGCCCUCGCUACCUGAAAAUGAGAUGAUAGAAAGUGAAGAUGAAGAGGAAGAUGAAAAUGUUGAUGAAGUUAUGUUUGGAGAAGAAGAUGAUGAAUCCGCAAGUAGUAGUGAAGAAAAUAAUGAUUAAGUGAUGAGCUCAAUGCUAUGUUAUUGUCAGCAACUACCUGAUACUUUACAAUCUAUGUUCAUUCAUGAUGAGAUGAUCUGGUUUUCCUCCAUCUGGUUACCAUCUUCUGCAAAAAUCCUGGGAAAUGUCAGCAAAGCAGUAUGUCUCUUUCUUGCCAUAACUGCACAAUUUUGUGUCCAAUGUUUUAUGAAAUUUUGUUCACUCAAUGUGUAAAAAUAUUGGUAGAUUAUUAUUUAAUAUAUAUAUCUCCUCUAUUCCAUUUUC
Messenger RNA from Chenopodium quinoa (quinoa), 2438 nucleotides. RefSeq names its product WD repeat-containing protein 43-like. The coding region runs from base 324 to 2174 and encodes 616 amino acids. The transcript has 14 exons. The record is from RefSeq and is a predicted model, not a curated record. NCBI's taxonomy places the organism in Eukaryota, Viridiplantae, Streptophyta, Magnoliopsida, Caryophyllales, Amaranthaceae. Gene Ontology annotation, molecular function: protein binding.